Molecule: messenger RNA, 8493 nt
Organism: Anolis sagrei ordinatus
Lineage: Eukaryota; Metazoa; Chordata; Lepidosauria; Squamata; Anolidae
Gene: USP53
Product: ubiquitin specific peptidase 53
Biological process (GO): protein deubiquitination; response to auditory stimulus; sensory perception of sound
Cellular component (GO): cell-cell junction
Molecular function (GO): cysteine-type deubiquitinase activity
Source: RefSeq, a predicted model, not a curated record
GGCGGGGCCAGAAGGCAUUCCCUCCUCCUCCUCCUUCUCCUCCUCUUUGCCGGAGUCGCGGUCGGGAUGGGGGGAAGCGCCUGGCGUGGCGAAAGCGUCGGAGCUGAGGCAAACUUUGGGAGAAGAAAAAUAUGUAUUGUGCACAGUGGAAUUACUUCUGAAGAAAGAAAUGUGAUUUCCGAAACUGAAGAAGGAUCUGCACCCUUAUACUGAACAUAAUACUAAGAACUCCUAAUUUGUAAUAGACAAUUGUCAUAAUAUUAAAAGACUCUCUUUCAAAAACUAAUGUGCACUGAGAUGAAAGUAAAGAAGUAGUAACUUUUAUGAAGAAUUUCAAGAUUUUAUGGUUUUUAAGUAUAUUUUAAUUUAUUCACCCAUGAGUUUUUUGUCUCCUUUUUUAAAAAAACCAAGCUAUUCUCAAACAAAACAAAGCAGAACUAUUACUAGCUUGGUGUGAUAUAAAAAGUUAAAAGUUUAUUUUAGUACAAUGCCAUAACUUUUCAAAGGUGAUUGUCAGAAAUUAUUGUGUUUGCUUGGAGUCCUUACUCACAUUUUAUCAAGACAUAUUUAUUUCAUGAAAAAUGGCAUGGGUAAAGUUCCUGAGAAAACCUGGAGGAAACCUUGGAAAAGUGUAUCAACCGGGAAGUGUCAUGUCACUGGCUCCUACCAAGGGACUUUUAAAUGAACCAGGACAAAACAGCUGUUUUCUGAACAGUGCUGUACAGGUUUUAUGGCAACUUGACAUAUUCCGACGCAGUUUAAGAGGACUAACCGGUCAUGUUUGUCAGGGUGAUGCCUGUAUAUUUUGUGCUCUGAAGACCAUAUUUGCACAAUUCCAGCAUAGUCGAGAAAAAGCACUCCCAUCUAAUAACAUGAGGCAUGCCUUAGCUGAAAGCUUUAAAGAUGAACAACGAUUUCAACUUGGCUUUAUGGAUGAUGCAGCAGAAUGUUUUGAAAAUAUUCUUGAAAGGAUUCACUAUCACAUAGUGCCAAGCAGUGAAACAGAUAUGUGCACUUCUAAAUCCUGCAUUACUCAUCAGAAGUUUGCUAUGACAUUAUAUGAACAGUGUGUGUGUCGCAGUUGCGGGGCAUCUUCGGAUCCUUUGCCUUUCACAGAAUUUGUGCGUUACAUUUCAACUACAGCCUUGUGCAAUGAAGUAGAUAGAAUGUUUGAAAGGCACGAACGCCUCAAGCCUGAAAUGUUUGCAGAACUGCUCCAAGCUGCAAACACUACAGAUGACUUCAGGAAUUGCCCUAGCAACUGUGGCCAAAAAAUAAAAAUCCGCCGAGUUCUGAUGAAUUGUCCUGAAAUUGUCACAAUUGGUUUAGUUUGGGAUUCAGAACAUUCUGACCUGACCGAAGAUGUUAUCCGAAACCUGGCAACACAGCUCUAUCUUCCAGGGCUGUUUUAUAGGGUUACCGAUGAACGUGCCAAAAAUAGUGAGCUUUUUCUUGUUGGGAUGAUUUGCUAUGCAAGCAAACAUUACUGUGCCUUUGCCUUUCAUACCAAGAGUUGCAAAUGGGUGUUAUUUGAUGAUGCUAAUGUGAAAGAGGUUGGAACAAAAUGGAAGGAUGUGGUGUCCAAGUGCAUUCGGUGCCACUUUCAGCCACUGCUGUUAUUUUAUGCAAACCCGGAUGGUACACCGGUAUCAACAGAAGAUGCACCUCGACAGAUAAUUCACUGGUCACAUUAUAAAGCCUCUGGAGGAAAUGGAGAAGAAUCUGGAUUUGAAAAGUCUACUUUUCCAAAAUUAGACCAUACAAAAGAGAAUGGAUUUGAAGAAUCUGUUGUUCAGAAAAGCACUAAAAAAAUUCAACCAGAACACUCAUCUCUUAAUCGGAAUCAUAUUCAAUAUGGUGGUGUCAGAGGAUCAGGGAAAUUAGGGCAUAGUGAGCAGAGGGAAAAGGCAAAGGACAUUUCCAGAGAGUGUGCUCAGAAGGUUUCUGAGAUGAAAAAUAUCUCAUCUUCUUUAAGAAAAGAUGUGGACAGAGGAUCAAAGAGAGAAUCAGGGAAACAGAAAGACCUAUCUAGAGACGUCCAAACUCAUUUUAAACCAGGAUCACCUCCUUCUGGUAAUGGAUUUAGACCUCAUUCCAACGAACGACUGUAUAACAGUCAGGGCAGAGGACCAUACAGGCACGAAAAGGUUCACAACCAGGUCAGACCCACUGCACAGGUGUUGGGAUCCAGUAAAACAGAUGGCUUUACUGAUGGAGAGAAGAUGAGUCGAAUGAAGGCUGAUAGCAUCACCGGUUAUGAAACAGAUAGUAGCCAAGACUCUAAAGACAAAGGAAGUGUCAGCAGCAGCAAAAGUCGAAGUAGAGGGUGGAAGCCCAUGCGAGAGACACUGAAUGUUGAUAGCAUCUUUAGUGAAUCUGAGAGAAAAGAGCAUAGCUCAAAGACAAAAUUAAAUGCAAAUAGCAAACCUAAGCAUGAAAAAGAGACAAGUUCAAACAACUGGCCCAAAGAAAAUGCAAGUCAAAAAGCCCUUAUGACUAUUUAUGAAGAUGAAACAAAGCAGGCAGGGAAUCGAAAUUCCUUUGAUUCAGAAGGGAAAGAAAAUGCAGAAAAAAGCAAAGGAUUUACAGAGAGAAAAGUUCAUAUAGACAGUUGGCAGAUACAACGGACUGAGUCUGGUUAUGAAAGCAGUGAUCAUAUCAGCAAUGCAUCUGCCAAUUUGGAUUCACCUAUCAUUGAAGGAACCAGCCCAGUUGAUAACGCAGUUACUAAAGAAAACACUUCUUGCAGUGACCAGAAUCUUUCUGUCAGAUAUUCUGGGUGUGUCUUGCAGUCUACCUCCCAGCAGAACAAAAAUUAUUUGGAUGGUUUGAAGAAAGAUCAAGCCAAUACCCACAUUAACUGUAGACCUCAUAAUGCAUCUUCAGUGUCUCAUCUACAGAUGCACAGUCCACCAUUGAAAAGGACUGGCAUACCUGAUUGCAAUAAGAAGUUUUUUCCUUUAACACUACAGAGCACUUUAAAAGACCACAGUGAGAAAGGAACAAAAAACAGUGUAUUGAAUGAGCAAAAUAAUGGACGAUGGCCUAAGGACCAUGUACUUGAUGAAACAACCAUGCCAGUGCACAGUACUGAGAGUUCAGCAAGUCCUUACAAUGGGGAGAACCCAACCAUGGCGGAAAGGAUUCUGAACAAGGAAUCUCUCUCCCCCCAGUUGCAGUUGUCCCAGACACGGACAAUGAGAUCCAAGCCGGCUCUUGCAUUUUUUUUGCAACAGAAUAUAUCCAAACCUUCCUAUAGUGAAUCAGCUCCAUCAGUUGAGCAUAAAAUCCCUUUGUAUGGAAGCAAGACUGAUGAUACAUCAGAAGCAAUUUACCAAAAUCUUCCUCCUCCUUUGCCACCAAAGAAAUAUGCUCUGACUAGUUUGCAUGGAUUAGAACAAGACUCCACUGUAGACCCAAAAGUAACCGAAGUAUCAUGCACAAAUCCUUCAAAUAUUGAAAGGCAUCUUGCAAGUGUUCCUUCAAAAGCUACACCUGAAGCAAAUUCAUUUGCAGAAGAAGAAAGAGCUAAAUCAUCAUUUCAUGGCAACGAGUCCUCAAAGACAGAUUUUCCAACAAGUUUAUCAGGAAAUGAUUUGUGGGCUCUUUCUAGUCAUCCUACAAACAAGGGGGCUUGUCUUAUGGGAACUCGUGCUAGCUCAUUGGAUGCAAACGCAAAUGACAUUGUGUCUCUUACGACUUACUUUUCAGUUGAUAAUUGUAUGACUGAUACAUAUAGGUUAAAAUACCACCAGAGACCUAAACUGUAUUUCGUAGACAGUAGUGUGUUAAGCAAAGAGACACCUGCCAUGCAUCUGAACCCUUCAUACCACAGUACAUGUGAAUCAGAUUAUCCCACUCCUGAGCAAAGACAUAAACCUAGCAUUGGAAAUAUGUAUUGCAAUAGGUAAAAAUAGUCGUAAAUGAACCCCGAUACAUGGCACAUGAUGGAAUGUUUAGAUUUCUAUAUCUUACUUCAUUUAGAAGUUAUAGCUCUUGAACUGUUGUUUGCACAUGCAUGUGUGAUCAAGAAAGAUGCAAAGUAUUUUGAUCCUGUGCUAAUACAUACAUCAUUUUUGUACUUAAACAAGAUUUGACCCAUUAUAAGCUAAAGUAGAAUUCAACCAGAUGUGAUACAAAAAAUCCUAUUUAUACAUGUAUUUGAGAAAUAGGAAUAGUCUGCUUAUUUUGCAACUAAUUUAUGCUGCUCCUUCAUGACAUGACUUGUUUAAAUUGUUUUAAAAAUUAGGCAGAUUGAUAUGAAAUCAUAAUCUUUAGUUCCGAUUUCACCAUUGAUUAGUUACUAAACUGUAUUUUAGGGCACAUUCUUUAGAUUACAUUUUACGAAUCAUGUAUUUUUAAAUCUUCAAUUGCCAUUUUGUUUUCACAGUAGGAGAUGUUUAAGCAUAGAUCUUGAACAAUCUAGGUUUGAAGCAGUGGAAGGAAAUCCAUCAUGUUAAUUCUGUUGGUUUGGCUAAAUGAAUCCUAGUUGGAAUGUAAUGGUGAAUUACUAGAUUUUUAAAUGAGCAAACGUUUGGCCAAAGGAUACAUGUAUAAACAAAAUAGUAUAGUUCUCAUAGGGGCUUACACUACCUCAGAUUUCACUUGGGAGCUUUAGCCCUCACAUGAAAAUGGUUCCUUGUGUAAAGCUCUUACAUGGUGUAUUCCUGCUCAAUGUUGAAAGUUUUUACAUGAAGUGUGGUUUUUCUAUGGAGGCAUUUUCAAACACUCACCUUAAAAACGGAACAGUUAUACUCCCAUGCGAACUGUACUACCUCACCAUGUAAUGUAUCAUUCUACCAUUUGUAUAUAUGAAAAAAUAUACUAAAUCAGGGAAAGGUGGAGAUGUAUGGGUUGCAUGCUGCAUUUCUCCAUCCAAGUCUUUUCAAGGCUUUUGUAGCUAUGUGAUAUCACUGUGUAGCUAGCUGGUCAUUUCCAGGGUACCAAAUUUUAAAAAAUAAAACUACUCCCAUUGUGUCACACAUUAUCUACACCAGCAGUGAGAAUCAUGUGCCCCCCCACCAAAUGUGUGGGUGAUGGUGGAAGAAUUAUAUGUCUGAGGGUUUACAAAUGGUACAAGUGUCCUCUGAAACACAACAUCUUCCCCAAUUCUUUAUCAUAUAAAUCCAUUUUUUAAAAAUCUGAAAGAUAUCUGAUCACUUCUAAUUUUGCCAGCAGCGAGAAUCAUGCCCCCCCCCCCCAAGUGUGGGUGGUGGUGGAAGAAUUGUAUGUCUGGGGGUUUUCAAAUGGCACAAGUGUCCUCUGAAAGACAACAUCUUCCCCAAUUCAAAUCCAUUUUAAAAAAUCUGAAAUGAGUAUCUGAUCACUUCUAAUUUUGCCAGAAGAUGCUAAUGUGACCCAUAGUGGGUCUGGUCAAGGACAUCAGAAUUAAGUACCCUAGUUUGCACCUUAGUUUUAAGAGUUAGUCUUCACCAGAGAAAGGCUAGUUCUUGCUAAUGUGUUGUGAGAGUAAAAAAAAAAAAUUCCUUAAGAUAACUUAAAGCACCAGUCCUGCCUAAGAAUCCCUUGCAAGAACAUGAGAAGUGCAUUUAAUGGGAGUGUUGAAUUGACUUUCCCUUUCAUUCAGGUACCCUUUAAUUAAAAGUUACAGUAGUAGCAAUGCUACUGGUUUGCCUUGUUAAAGUUGUAAGAUGGAAGUUUUUCUUGCUCUUGUAAACUCAAAUUUAGAAGUUUUACUUUAGUCUAACCAGAAGUCUUUUAAAUAUUGGUGUGAUAUAUUGAAAGGUCAAGACCUAUGCACAGAAUGAUAGAUAUAAUCAGAAAAAUAUUGUGGAAAAAUUUUGUAUUGGUUAAAACCCGUAAUGUAUCUGAAAUUCUUGAGUCAAUAUUUCUAUUGUCCUAGAUAUCUUUAAAUCAGGACUCUAUAGUAGUUUUUGGUUAUUCAAAAUGAUGCCUUAAUGAGUGACUUAGAUCGUAUUUUAAUAUAUAAAGUGGCAACUGGUGGUUUAAAUAGCAAUAAGAGAUGUUCCAUACAGCAUACCUUAAAUACUUCAAAUUGUGUGUAGCAGUUGUAUGUAGUAGGGUUGUUUGGGGCUAUCCUUAUGCUGCAAGGAAGAAUUUCAUAUCAUGAAUUGUAUAUAUUUUUAUGAGAAUGGCCAAAAGAAACAAUAUAUGAUUAUCUGUGUGAAUGGAAAAUGCCAUUGGUGUUCUUAAUGUCUUAAUUCAAUUUGUGAGCAGGGAUACACAGAAAAUACUCCUUGGACGUUCCUGUUAUGGGAGCAGGUGGCAGGCCUAAAAUAAUGAGUUUUAGGUUUACAUGAAAUUCUCAUUUAGUUACUGUAGGAUGAAAAUAAACUGUAUGGUACAAUACUUUCUCAAAAUUUAGGAAAUAUUUAAAUACCUUAAAAGCACCAGAUGUCAUCUGAGCUUGGAAGCUAUGCAGGGUCAGCUCUGGCUAGUACGUACUUAGAUGAGAGGCCACCAACCAGUACCAAGUGCUGUGGGCUAUAUUUCAGUGAAAGUCAUUGGCAAAAGGAGCUCUUGGGUAUUCCCUGAUUAAGAAAACCCCAUGAAAUGUAUAGAAUUGUCACAAAUUGACAAAUUACCACAAAAAACCCCCCCAAAAAAACCAACCCAAAUCAUAGUCCUGAGAAAAGGGAGAAAUGAUUUUUUGUUUAAAGUCAUGUAAUUAAUUAAGACUCUCCUUCAAUGCUUGUAUUGGAGUUGUAUUAAGCUCUGCUUUUUGGCCAGUUGAGGUUGUUACAUGUGUUGCUCCAGGAUGCUCUCUAGUAUGCUGUAUGUCUCUGUGUUACAGAAGGAGUACCUUAAAUUGGUUUGCUCCCUUGAAUGCAUUGUGAAAUGCCAUUCAAUUGAGUGUAAGAGUUUUCUGAUCAAAUUAUAUCAUUGUUGGAAUCUUGUGACAUCUGAAGUUUUUAUACAUACUCAUACAAACCAAGCAUUGGGGGGGGGGGGUAAGCAUACCUAAGUUUGUUUUUCAGACCCUCCCCCCUUUUUUUCUAAACAAUGAUUGUAUCUUUAGGAACCUAGCUACUAGGGUAGUAAAUUGGUCUCUAUGCACCUAAAAUUGCCUUCCAUCAGAGUUCAAGGAUUACACCCCCCCCCCCCAAAAAAAAAAAGAGAGAGAGGGUUUGGCUUUCUGUUAUCCUGUAUAAGAGAGCACAGGUCAACAGCUGCCCACCAAAAUUGUAUUGUGACAAUGUGUUAACUAUAAAUGUAAUCUAAAACGUGUUACUUAGCAUUUUCCAUCACACCAAAUGACUUGCAUCAGUUGCUUUAGAUCUUGUUUCCUUUUUGCUUUUCCUAAAAAGUAAGACUUCUGCAGAAGGUAUUUUCUCUAAAACAUGACUACAAGCGAAACCAAACUUUUGCCUUGAAUAUAGGCCAGAAUGUUCAUCUAAAAGCAGCUGCGUGAAGUUAUUGGUUCUACUCAUUUUUGAAAUGGAAUUUUAAAAAUCUCAUUUCAUUCUUUUUACACACGAAAUGUGUUACUAGUUUAAAGCCUUCAUGUGUAGAAAUGGAAUUGUAACAUACUGGAAUCUGUAAAUAUACUAUUGAAAAGCUCUUACUAGAAAUUGUGUUUUUGAAUCUGCAGUAUUGACAUAAACACUAACAAAUGUGAAUGAUCUGGUGUAAGAGCAUUACUACAUUUUAAAAAUGUGCAUAGCAAAUGUUAAAUGUCUGUAUAAAUGAGAAAGACCUAACUGUACAUUUAUUUUUAAAAGUGCUAAUAAGCACAAUUAGUAAACUGAUUAUGCUUAUUAGAAAGAUGUUGAAUAGUAUAUAUUCUUCUUGUAAAUCGAUACCUUUGUUUUUGUCUUUUGACAACCUUUUGUACAGACUUGUGGCUAUCAGAUAAUGCUUAUUUCAUUAUAACUUAUGGUCAGUUUUUAUAACAGGCCGUGCACUCUAGAUAUUUGCUAGCAAAAGUUGAUUUUUUUUAUUUUUCCAGGGUGCCUAUUUUUAUAAUUGUUCCCUUCAGAUUAUAGAUUUGUAUGAAUUUUGUAAUGCUAAAUGCAUUUAACAUGUCUUGUAAACAAUAUUUUCAUUGUCUUUAGAAAAUUUUGACCCAAAGGUGCAUUUUCUGCUUGUUCCAACUUGUCGGAUACAACUAAGUUAACCUAUACAGUGCUUAGCUUACAUGUGCAUAUUUCCAAAUAAGGUCUGUUUCACUGCUGCUAGGUUUGGUUUUUUCAAGCAAGCAUGAGCAGCGUAAUUGGUGUAUGUUAAUUUUAUAUCCAACAGUAAAGCUACUCCUUAGUUUAGGAGCAUGAGUCUUUGCCAUCGAAUAACAUGGUGACCAAACUAUGUAGUAUGAAACAAGAUUCCUUACUGACAUGUUUGGCCCUGUGUCGUUUUCUAUUGCAUCUAUAAAUUACGCAGGUGGUCAUUAUCUAAUGGAAUUUAUUUAUGUUCGUCUAAAGAGCUUAUUAAAUGAAUUGUACAUUCUUUCCUAUGGAACCUUUUGUGUAGACAUGUUCAAUUCAAAAUUAAAUACUAGUUUGUUCAACAGAA